AUGUGGAUAUUACCUCUUGUAGGCUAUCUGGGGGUGAUUGUCGGAUUCUGCUUCCUGACACUUGCAAUCGCAUCCGGCUUGUACUACCUCUCCGAACUAGUAGAAGAGCACACUGUCUUUGCCCGCAAACUCCUCAGCCGACUCAUCUACUCCAUUAUUUGCAUCCAAAUCCUCCUCGUUCUAAUUGAUCGGUUCCCCCUCUCGCUAUCCCUCCUCAGCAUCAUCUCGCACCUCGUCUACGCCAGCAAUCUCCGUCGCUUCCCGCUCGUCAAGCUGACCGACCCGCUCUUCAUUCUUUCCUGUGUGCUGGUCAUUCUCAACCACUGGCUCUGGUUCCGCCACUUCUCGAAGCCACUCCCCGCGACGAGAGCGAACCAGGGCAAUUGGCGCCAGCCUUACCAAUUGGACUACAGUGAUGUACCCUCCUUCUCGGAGGUUGCUUCAUACUUUGGACUAUGCGUGUGGCUGGUGCCCUUUGCGUUGUUUGUCAGUCUGAGCGCGGGGGAUAAUGUCCUUCCGACUAUGGGCACAGAGUACGCGGGUGGUGCACAGUCUGGCCACGCCCGCAACGUAUCCGACAGCAAGGCCAAGAACAAAGGAAUGGCGAAGGCCUUGGUGGACAAUGUACGGGAAUGGGCCGGGGAGACUGGGGAGCUUAUGGGAUUCUGGCGCGGCGACCGGACAAGGCGGUUCUGA
Molecule: messenger RNA, 696 nt
Organism: Penicillium diatomitis
Lineage: Eukaryota; Fungi; Ascomycota; Eurotiomycetes; Eurotiales; Aspergillaceae
Exons: 2
Coding region: 1-696 (231 amino acids)
Biological process (GO): endoplasmic reticulum to Golgi vesicle-mediated transport
Cellular component (GO): COPII-coated ER to Golgi transport vesicle; Golgi membrane; endoplasmic reticulum membrane
Molecular function (GO): COPII receptor activity
Source: RefSeq, a predicted model, not a curated record